AUGAAAAAAAUUGUAAAGACUGCAGUUUCUAAUGCUCCAAGAAAGACAUUACAAUUUCAAGAAGCUGUAGACAAACCCCACAUUCAUGAGCCUUUAAAGUCUACAUUUCAUGUUGCUAUGCUUUUAUUGGGCUGUGGAGUCCAUUAUGAAAAUCCCAAGAAUGUCUAGGUCGUCAUCCCUUCUUCCAAAUAAGAUUAAAAUGAAAACUCUGAGUAGAUUAAUGCUGAAACCAAAGCAAAUAAUAGUCCAUAAAAACCACCUAAGUAAAAAUUAGAAAUAGGUACCAAUAUAUUAGAGGCUACUGCUCUUAGAACUAUUCUAAGUCAGCAAAAGAUCUAAACUAAGUACUUCUCCUUAAAUGGCAGUCUUCCUAUGGCACAUUUAGCUAAAAUCAAUUAGCCAGAUUAAAGAGAUCUGAUGGAAGAAAGCGCUAGACUUGUAAGAAAUACACGAGAUUUACGGUCUCUUGCAUCAUUGACAAAGAUAGAUUCUUUUAGAGCACUUAUAAUCCCAUCAUUUACUCACGAAUACAAUAAAUACCUCCUGGAAUAGGUAUAUAAUGUGCCUCUUAUUCGUUCUAUCAUUAAGGAAUUUCAUAUGCAGUAGCGCUAUAUUCUUGCUGUAGGUCCUACUAGCAUUUAACUAAUAAAUAAAACACUUGAUUUGUCGUAAAAUAAACUUAAAAUACACCCAGACAUUAAACAAAAAAAUCCUUUCGAUCUUAAAUACAACGAGGAAAAUAAAAUCAUCUACCUUCCCUACUAUCCUUAAUCUGUAGAUGAUCAUGUUGAUGGAGCAUAUAAACUCUAUGAAGGAAUUUUUUCAAGUGUAACCUCACUAAAAUAUAGAGUUUUGAAGGAAAGAGCAUAAGAACAUGAGAGAGAACAGCAACUCAAGUUAGAGUCAGGGUAAGCAAAGGCAGUUUUGCCAGCAGGUAAACCUAAGAUGGAAGAAAUCGAGGAUAAUAAAGAGGAGAUUUUACAGCUGGAAUAAAAAUGA
Molecule: messenger RNA, 999 nt
Organism: Stylonychia lemnae
Lineage: Eukaryota; Ciliophora; Spirotrichea; Sporadotrichida; Oxytrichidae
Source: the annotation of a GenBank genome assembly